UUUAGUACACAAAAAAUUUGCAUAAAAUCUGACUCCACCUUUCGACAAUUUUAUGAUAAUUGGAGAGAUUUUUGAAAUCUUAAUUCCGGACAGUGGGGUUAACAAAUAUAUAAAAAGUUUCAAUCAGUUCCAUCAGUCAGUCCAUCCAAAAUGUAUCAAAAAUCAUUACUUUUCAGUGCCCUCAUUGCAAUCGUAGCAACCCUGGACGACCCUCGAGCGGCCAAAAUAGUCGACUACCAAUCAGAACGCACCUCAGCCGGUCAUUACUUCUUCCGUUUUGAAAGCAGUGAUGGCAUAAUCCGGGAAGAGGAGGGCACCCUGCUCGACGAGAACGACCCGGAGUCUCCGGUUGUCGUCAAAGGCUCAUACACCUACACCGACUCGACCGGAAAACUCUACACGGUGCGAUAUAUCGCCGAUGAAAAUGGCUUCCACCCGGAAUUACCCACUCCGGUUAACAGCCCAGUCCUGAUAUCCGGUCCUCGUCCCCAACUCCAGUUCAUCCCGUCGACACCGCGGCCCCGGAUUCGCCCCGAAGUCACAACCCCCACCCGGAUUCAAAUUCCUCUCGAGUCCACGACACCGAAGACCUACAACGACCUCGACAAUAAACUGCAAGAGUCGAUAGUGGGGCUGCUUUCAAACGGACGAGGAUUCGCUGUGAACUAGCUUUGAUUUGUUGACUGAUUUUGUUAUUGUUUAGAGAGUUUAUUUUGUAAUAAAAUGAGAUUUGAUUUGAUGGGUUUUGUAAUUA
Messenger RNA from Tribolium madens (black flour beetle), 754 nucleotides. RefSeq names its product larval cuticle protein 16/17-like. Lineage: Eukaryota; Metazoa; Arthropoda; Insecta; Coleoptera; Tenebrionidae. Bases 151 to 669 code for a protein of 172 amino acids. Gene Ontology annotation, molecular function: structural constituent of chitin-based larval cuticle. Gene Ontology annotation, cellular component: chitin-based extracellular matrix. The record is from RefSeq and is a predicted model, not a curated record. The transcript has 3 exons.